Messenger RNA from Recurvomyces mirabilis, 1749 nucleotides. RefSeq lists its product as uncharacterized. The record is from RefSeq and is a predicted model, not a curated record. The transcript has 4 exons. NCBI's taxonomy places the organism in Eukaryota, Fungi, Ascomycota, Dothideomycetes, Mycosphaerellales, Teratosphaeriaceae. The coding region runs from base 1 to 1749 and encodes 582 amino acids.
AUGGUGAGAAGUGCAACCGAGGCUUUCGAUGCUAUUGUUGAGGCCCAUGCCAUUCAAAAUCGGAGGGUUGUGGUCAUGAGCGCGCGGGUAAAGCAACCUGGACUUAACGCGGAAGUGGAAGCGAAGGGAGAGGAAGAAGUCGUGGAGGAGCAUGGUGGCAGUGGCCGUUGUGAUGUGUUCAUUGGACUGUAUCUAUAUCCCGGGUCUUCGACCGCGGCGGCACCUCCUCCGGCUAUUCCUCCGAGACAUCCUUCUCGGGGUAGUGUCGAAGAGGUGGGUAGAGAGGGAGGGAGCAGUGCGCCACCUGUGACUGUGACUGAGCGAUCGGGCCAAGAGGGUACGGGCGUGGGCAGGGAGAACAGAGAGGAUAGUGUGGAGAGUGAGUAUUUGAAAAAUGGGAGGGAGAAGGCGGAGUCGGCUAAGGAAUCGGAUGGGAGUGGGAGUGGCAGUGAAGAUGGUGAGAAUAGUCCUGGCGACGCUACUGGGCGAUCGAAGCCCGUGGGUGGUGUUUCAUCGGCCUCUUCACUGCCUCUUGGUAAGAAGCAACGUCCGGCGCGGUACCACGGGCGCACUAUCUCGGAGCCUACUGUCGAAUCAAAGACGCAGAGCGACAGCGAAGCAGUGAAUCCUGGACUCAGCGCUUUGGGUGCGAUGGGCAGACUGUCCAUCGGUCCUACUUUCGAUCCCAGGGCGCCACAUAAGCAACAGCCGACCCCUCCGCGUGUACAGACUGCAGGACCGCGUCAGAAGCGGCGGAAGACGAAGGGAGAGGAUGAGGAUCCUGAUGCUAUUAGGCCUGCGCCGCCGCUGUCACCAGAGGACAUGGACGCAUCGCCGUCUGCUUCACCUUCUGGCACUGGCGCUGCUUUCCCACUACAUACGCCAAGACAAUUGAGCGCCGAAAUCAGGAAACAAGGUGGUCUGACGGAAAACCCGGGAAUCAGUGUAGCGGCUGCGAUGAAGUCUCACCAGUCUCCCACGACGAUCUCACCGGGAACGGGAUCAAGGACUACGACUUCGUUGCAGCCGAGUCGAGCCUCGCCGUCUCCGCAGCAGCGACGGGGAUGGUUUCAGAGGACUUUCACCAGUGGGCGGCAUCAACAGGAGCAGCAGCAGCAGGGGCACCAGCAGGAUCUUAUGCGUAACUCGCUGGCUGUGCAUCAUACUCGGUUGACUCGGGCGCAGCGGCAGGCCCAGGCACAGACACAGACCCAGGAUCAGACGAGUAUGCAGUCGGGCCGGGAUUGGAGAGCGCAGCAGAGUGAGCUGAGACGGGAGUCUGGUGCUCCGGCUCGAGCCCGUACGCGAUCAGAAGGCCAGGCAUCGACGGAAUUGGAGGAACUGAGAGAGGACGUGGAGAGGAGAAGAUCGAUACGGUCUCCUGAACCCUCGCGCACCGGCAGCACUGCAAAGGACGGCAGUCAGGAUGGUGCUUCCGAGAUCGACAAGACGGGUAGCCGGGAAGAUGUUUCGCGGACGGCAUCGAAUGCGAGACCUGCACAGUGGGAAGGUAACCUAGCGGAGCAUUCGGCGAGAGGGCAUAUACUUGGUCCUGCUGUUGUAGCUCGGGAGCAGCGAGGAGGUCCACAGGGACGGAGACGGAGGCAGAGACAGCAGGGUGGGAUCUUGGGAGGGCUGAGGUCGAUGGGGGAGUCUGUUGCCUACGAUGAGUCCCGUCCGUUCGGGGUGGAGACGGAUGGUUACCGAGCUUUCGUUGGUUUGGCGAAUUACUAUCGCGGCGGUAUGUGA